AUGAAAGGUUCAACUACCCUCGCUUUUGCGCUCAUUCAAUUCAGUGCUGCUUCGCAGCUGGUGUGGCCCUCAAAAUGGGAUGAGGUUGAAGAUCUUCUGUACAUGCAGGGAGGAUACAACAAGAGAGGUCUCGCUGAUGCGCUAAGAACUUGCACGUUCGGAAGCAAUAAUCCUGGACAACAAAACACCGCCGAAUGGCUCCGAACAGCCUUCCACGAUGUCAUCACACAUGACGCCAAAGCCGGAACAGGCGGCCUGGAUGCUUCAAUCUACUGGGAGUCUUCUCGACCUGAGAACCCCGGCCUGGCCUUCAACAACACCUUCAGCUUCUUCCACGGCUUCUACAAUCCGCGCGCCAGCGCUUCUGACCUCACAGCCCUCGGCACAGUGCUCGCCGUUGGAGCUUGCGAGGGUCCCAACAUUCCUUUCCGUGCUGGUCGAGUCGAUGCUUUCAAGGCUGGUCCAUCGGGUGUCCCUGAGCCUUCGACCAACUUGAAGGAUACCUUCUCUGCCUUCACCAAGGCCGGCUUCACUAAGGAGGACAUGACUGCUAUGGUUGCUUGCGGUCAUGCUAUCGGCGGCGUGCACAGCGUUGACUUUCCCGAGAUCGUCGAGAUCAAGGCUGAUCCCAACAAUGAUACUUCCGUGCCCUUCCAGAAGGACAUUUCUUCUUUCCAUAACGGCAUUGUCACUGAAUACUUGGCCGGCACGUCCAAGAACCCUCUGGUUGCUGCAAAGAACGCGACCUUCCGUUCUGAUAAGAGAAUCUUCGAUAACGACAAGGCUACCAUGAAGAAGCUCGCGACCAAGGCUGGCUUCAACAGCAUGUGUGCUGAUAUCCUCACCCGCAUGAUCGAUACCGUCCCCAAGAGUGUGCAGCUCACCCCCGUCCUCGAGGCUUACGAUGUCCGCCCUUACAUCACCGAAUUGUCCCUUAACAGUAAGGGAAAGAUUCAUUGGACGGGCUCAGUCAGAGUCAAACUCACGAACAACAUUCGUAGCAACAAUGACCUCGCUAUCAACCUCAUCUACGCUGGUCGAGACGGCAAGAAGGUCACUGUACCCACGCAGCAGGUGACUUUCCAGGGUGGUACUUCUAACGGUGCCGGUCAGAUCUUUGCGAACUUCGAGUACGAUACCACCAUUGACGCCAAGAAUGGUAUCACCAAGUUCUGGAUCCAGGAGGUCAAGCCCUCCACCAAGGCGACCGUCACCCACGAUAACCAGAAGACCGGCGGUUACAAGGUCGAUGACACUGUCCUCUAUCAGCUUCAGCAGUCCUGCGCCGUGCUUGAGUCGCUCCCCAACGCACCUCUCGUCGUCACAGCCAUGGUUCGCGACGCCCGUGCCAAGGACCCCUUGACCCUCCGCGUCGCCCAUAAGAAGCCCGUCAAGGGCUCCAUCGUUCCCAAGUUCCAGACUGAGAUCACCAACUUCAAGGCUACUGGCAAGAAAUCCGCCGGCUUCACUGCGUUCCAGGCCAAGACCGAGUUCGAGGAGCAGAGCACUUACUUUGACAUCGUCUUGGGAGGCAAGCCUGCUUCGGGUGUUCAGUUCCUUUCUUCGCAGGCUAUGCCUGAUAAGUGUCCAUAA
This is a messenger RNA of Fusarium tjaetaba, 1593 nucleotides long. Its product is annotated as peroxidase. Bases 1 to 1593 code for a protein of 530 amino acids. NCBI's taxonomy places the organism in Eukaryota, Fungi, Ascomycota, Sordariomycetes, Hypocreales, Nectriaceae. The record is from RefSeq and is a predicted model, not a curated record. Gene Ontology annotation, molecular function: peroxidase activity; heme binding. The transcript has 2 exons. Gene Ontology annotation, biological process: hydrogen peroxide catabolic process; response to reactive oxygen species; cellular response to oxidative stress.